AUGUUCCGAGCCUCAGCAGCAGGCCCUUAUGAUGAGGUCGUCACCAAGGCCACCGACGAGAACCUCACGUCUGAGGAUUGGGGCGCCAUUAUCGAGGUCUGUGACAAAGUAGGCAACGACCCAAAUGGCCCCAAGGAAGCUGUCCAAAGCAUCAUCAGGCGCCUUGCGCAUCGCAACGCCAAUGUCCAGCUCUACACUCUUGAGCUUGCGCAUGCCCUCGCCCAAAACUGUGGGAAGAAUAUACACCGCGAACUUUCUAGCCGUGCCUUUACAGAUGCCCUCCUCCGUCUCACCAACGACCGUAAUACCCACACACAAGUCAAGUCUAAAAUCAUUGAGCAUAUGAAGAGCUGGUCCGAGAUGUUCAGCAGCGAUCCUGAACUGGGCAUCAUGAGCGAUGCCUACAACCGUGCCACACGAAGCAACCCGAACAUUCAGCCCCCAAGUGCUCCUCAAAAGCAGGGCCUUACCGAGCUCGAUCGCCAGAAGGAAGAGGAUGAAUUGCAGAUGGCCCUCAAGUUGAGUCUGCAGGAGGAGGAGCGCAAGAAGACUGCUGCAAGCAGUCCAGGCGCACAAGCCGGUCCUAGUGGCCAGACAGAGAGCCCAGCUCCUGCUGCGCCGGCUGGAACUACAGCGGCCACGGUGAGCCGGGUACGCGCGCUCUUCGACUUCGCUCCUUCUGAGCCCGGAGAGCUGGAAUUCAAGAAAGGCGAUGUUAUUGCUGUUCUCGAGAGCGUAUAUAAGGACUGGUGGCGAGGCUCUCUCAGGGGCAAGACUGGCAUCUUCCCGCUCAACUAUGUCGAAAAGCUUACCGAUCCCACACCGGAUGAGUUACAGCGCGAGGCUCAGAUGGAGGCCGAGGUGUUCGCUGAGAUCAAGAACGUUGAGAAGCUCCUCACAUUGUUGAGCACUUCCAACACAGCGCCCCGAGAGGAAGAUAACGAGGAGAUUUCCGUAAGCACCCAGUAUGAUGCAAAGCUGGAUAUGAUGCUAAUAUCCAUCUCUCAGAUGACUUUACACAGCUGA
This is a messenger RNA of Fusarium verticillioides 7600, 1026 nucleotides long. RefSeq names its product signal transducing adaptor molecule. The record is from RefSeq and is a predicted model, not a curated record. Gene Ontology annotation, molecular function: ubiquitin binding; phosphatidylinositol binding. NCBI's taxonomy places the organism in Eukaryota, Fungi, Ascomycota, Sordariomycetes, Hypocreales, Nectriaceae. Gene Ontology annotation, biological process: protein transport to vacuole involved in ubiquitin-dependent protein catabolic process via the multivesicular body sorting pathway. The transcript has 4 exons. Gene Ontology annotation, cellular component: ESCRT-0 complex. The coding region runs from base 1 to 1026 and encodes 341 amino acids.